AUGGAAACGGGAGUCGAUGGUUUAAUGGCCUCGGUUUACGAGCGCAGGGAUAAGGACGCUGUUAAAUGUUUAGCUUUUGCGGUAAGUGAAUAUGCACCACUGGCCCAGAUAGCCAACUCAGAGCGUGAGAAAGUCGUCUUUCAUUGCCGAUAUUGGAGAAAUGUGGAGCUCCUACGUCGCCGUUUAUCGACUAGAUUGUGCUGA
Molecule: messenger RNA, 204 nt
Organism: Nezara viridula (southern green stink bug)
Lineage: Eukaryota; Metazoa; Arthropoda; Insecta; Hemiptera; Pentatomidae
Source: the annotation of a GenBank genome assembly